Molecule: messenger RNA, 1113 nt
Organism: Plasmodium malariae
Lineage: Eukaryota; Apicomplexa; Aconoidasida; Haemosporida; Plasmodiidae
Product: inorganic pyrophosphatase, putative
Exons: 3
Coding region: 1-1113 (370 amino acids)
Biological process (GO): phosphate-containing compound metabolic process
Cellular component (GO): cytoplasm
Molecular function (GO): magnesium ion binding; inorganic diphosphate phosphatase activity
Source: RefSeq, a predicted model, not a curated record
AUGAGCAGCUCUGGAGUUAUAUAUGAAAAUGACAGGGGAGAAAUGAAGGAUAAGAAGAAUGAUUAUUUCAUUGAAACAAAUAAAGAAGUAAAAGUUAAUUUAAAUUUUCAUAAUAAUAAUAUUAUUUCUAAUAUUUUUUCAAAUUUAAAUUUAUAUGAUAAAAGAAAUAAUAUAUUUAUAAAUAAUAAUAAAACAUAUAUGGUUAAAUAUUGUAAUCAAAUAAAUGAAGAUAAUUUUCAUAUAACAUAUUUACAAAAAGUAAAUAAUGAUUUUGUCCCUAUAUCCCCAUGGCAUCAUAUUGAUUUAAUGAAUGAAGAUGGGACAUAUAAUAUGAUCGUUGAAAUAUCCAAAUAUAAUUAUAUAAAAUUAGAAAUAAAGUUAAAUGAAAAAUUUAAUAUAAUUAAACAAGAUACAAAGAAAGGUAAACUACGUUAUUAUCAUAAUUCUAUAUAUUGGAAUUAUGGAGCCUUACCUAGGACUUAUGAGUACCCUAAACAUAUUUACACCUACCAAACCAAUAACAAUCAACAGCUAUUUUUUACUGGUGAUGAUGAUCCUUUGGACAUAGUUGACAUAGGGAAAAAUAGUCUCAAAAUGGGACAGGUCGUUCCUGUUAAGGUUUUAGGCGCGUUCACUCUAAUCGAUGAGGGGCAGCUGGAUUGGAAAAUCAUAGCGAUUAAUAAGGAAGACAGUAAUUUCGAAAAGAUAAACAGCCUGGAGGACGUGGAAAAGUACUACCCCUACACGCUAAGCCUACUGCUGGAAUGGUUCCGUUCAUACAAAAUGGCUGAAUCGAAAGUGUUAAACAUCAUAUCUAAAAAAUUAUACAAUAAAAAGGAAAGUGAAGACUUGAUAGCAAAAACACAUGAAUACUAUUUAGAAUUCUUAAAUGAUGUAAAAGAGAUAGAUGGUCUCAAAACAGAUGAAAGUAUAUCAGGUAAAUGUUCCACUAACAUUAGCACCUCAAACAGUACUGAACUUAACCUUAAUAUGGUUCCAUAUAAAACCCACCACGAUGAUUCUACAUAUAAUACUCUACUUCAGGAUAUUGACAUUUCGUAUUAUAGAGCAGAUCCUUUGUACAAACCCAACGCUUGCAUUUGGACUCCGUAA